This is a messenger RNA of Doryrhamphus excisus (bluestripe pipefish), 4094 nucleotides long. Its product is annotated as voltage-dependent L-type calcium channel subunit beta-4-like. Lineage: Eukaryota; Metazoa; Chordata; Actinopteri; Syngnathiformes; Syngnathidae. Gene Ontology annotation, cellular component: voltage-gated calcium channel complex. Gene Ontology annotation, biological process: calcium ion transmembrane transport. The record is from RefSeq and is a predicted model, not a curated record. Gene Ontology annotation, molecular function: protein binding; voltage-gated calcium channel activity.
ACAUUUGCUCGGUCAUCAGCCUCGGAUCUGCUGCUGCUGCAGCUGCUUUUGCGUGUGUGAUGAAAUGAAAUGCCAGGAUCGGGCUACCUCCAGGGAGAGCCUCUCUGUCCUAUAAUGUGAACCAGCCAACACCUCUGUGGGAUCAGGGAGACGCCGCAUCCGCCAGGCCUCCAGAGGACCAGACACCAUCCAACAGGAAGGAGAGAUCUCUCCUUUUUUUAGUCUUCUGUGCUGUGAAGAGAGGGGAUUGUCGUCAUCCCCCAUCCAUCCUUUCCCCCUCUCUCUGGUGCCCCCUCCCUCUUCCUCCGCCUCCACACUUGCUUUUCCCCUCUCAUUCUGUGUCAGAGGAGCGCGUUGGAAUAACAAACCUCCAUGUAUGACAAUUUGUACCUGCAUGGAUUUGAAGACUCGGAGGCGGGCUCAGCUGAUUCAUAUACUAGCAGACCAUCAGACUCAGAUGUCUCUCUGGAGGAAGAGCGUGACGUGCAGGCCCAGGUCCAGAGCCAGAGCCCAAGCCAGAGCCAAGGACCGGGACAGAGCCGGCAGGAGCGGGAGCAGCAGGCCACCAUCCAGCUUGAGAGAGCCAAGACCAAACCUGUAGCAUUCGCUGUGAGGACCAAUGUCAGCUACUGCGGCGCUCUGGAUGAGGAUGUUCCCGUUCCCGCCACAGCUAUCUCUUUCGACGCCAAGGACUUCCUCCACAUAAAAGAGAAAUUCAACAAUGACUGGUGGAUUGGCCGUUUGGUGAAGGAGGGCUGCGAGAUCGGCUUCAUCCCCAGUCCACUGAAGCUCGAGAACAUCAGGCUCCAGCAGGAGCAAAAAAGAGGACGAGUUCAAGGUAAGUCUGGAGGGAACUCCUCUUCCAGUGUAGAGGAUGAGGUGUCUGCCUCUAUCCGACCCCUCAUAUCCUCGGCAGGAAAGCAGAAACAGAAAGUGACGGAGCACAUCCCCCCGUAUGACGUGGUACCCUCCAUGAGGCCGGUGGUGCUGGUGGGACCCUCACUCAAAGGUUACGAGGUGACUGAUAUGAUGCAGAAAGCACUCUUUGACUUCCUGAAGCACAGAUUUGAUGGCAGGAUAUCGAUUACACGAGUCACGGCGGAUAUAUCUUUAGCCAAGAGAUCUGUCCUUAACAACCCCAGUAAGCGGGCCAUUAUCGAGCGGUCCAACACCCGUUCCAGCCUUGCUGAAGUGCAAAGCGAGAUCGAGCGCAUUUUUGAGCUGGCCCGCUCCUUGCAGCUGGUCGUGCUGGAUGCCGACACUAUCAACCACCCGGCCCAACUCCUCAAGACCUCCUUGGCUCCCAUCAUUGUCCACGUCAAAGUGUCCUCACCUAAGGUUCUACAGAGGCUAGUCAAGUCCAGAGGGAAAUCUCAGAGCAAACACCUGAAUGUCCAGCUUGUGGCUGCAGACAAACUGGCUCAGUGUCCUCCAGAAAUGUUUGACAUCAUCUUGGACGAGAACCAGCUGGAGGAUGCCUGCGAGCACCUCGCCGAAUACCUGGAGGCCUACUGGAAAGCAACACAUACCUCGAUGGCAACGCCCUUGAACCCCUUGCUGGGACGCAACCUGGGCACCGGCGCCCUCACAGCGUACCCCACCAGCAUCUCUGGACUGCAGCAGAGCCAAAGAAUGCAACAGAGCAACCACACGGGAGACCACUCCACUGCGAACGAGCGUCGCAACCUGAUGACGUCCGACGAAAACUACCACAACGAACGAGCACACAAGGGACGCAACCGCAUGUCGUCGGGCUCGCAACACAGCCGAGAGGACCCCUACCAGGACUACCAGGACCCCUAUCAGGAUGCGUACAAGCCACACCGCAACCGUAGCUCCCCGGGCAGCUACAGCCAUGACUCCCGGCAUCGGCUCUGAACCCACUUGAGUCAUGGCAGGUGUCCACAUUAUCCAGACCCCACCCACCAACGAACGCUGCCACAUAGCCAAGAUGUUUCCAAGUUGCCCCUAUUUUCAGGGUGGUUCUUUAUGCCUCCAAAACAUUCACCAAAUUGAUUCAAGUUUCAGGACGCCCAUGCCCACUUCUGGACCUUCUAGAUCACGCUGACAAGACGCAUGGCAUCGAUUGUGCUCGCUACCAUCAGCGGUGGUGCUGACGUGCCGUCACACCGGGUGAGAAGGAGGUCCACUGUACACAGACAGACAGCCGAAAUCCACUCACCUCACAUGUAAAAAUCCUCUGGCCUUUUAGCUUCCUGCAUGUUAAUAGAUGAUGAACGUCUGCUUCCACUGCAUAGACCUUUUCUAACUAUCCUGUACAUACGGAGCUCCCAUUUUGUGACUCACCGGAUUGCGGCUUGAACGGACGGGUGAACUGGCUGCUAGUUGAAAACUUGGUGCUUCACAUACCUGAACCGUUUUGGUUGGUUAACAUUACUUUUCUGUAGCGUCAGGGUUUCAUUUAGGGGCAAAGACCCCCCUGCGGAUGGUUUGGGAGCUUGAUUAUGAUUUAAAAAAAGAAAACAAAAAAGCAUCUACUUGGUAAGUUUCAGUUUGGUCGUAUUUAAAUGAGAGUCUUUUUGUUUCUGUGUGGUUUUCGUGGCUUAUUUCCUGUGCUUGGUUUCACCUGCGUCUCCUCAGGUCCAUUAGGUGCUUGCCGGCCCCACCCACAUGCGACCACGUCUCAGCCAAUCAGCCUCCUGCUUGCUUUUGCCUCAAUCCUUGAAUUCUUACCCCCCUACUUCUGAAGUCUAAUUAAGUUCAGAUGCUCCUUUGAUUCAAUUGAAAGUUCUGCCUCGAAUGAAUUUACUUUCCUCAGCUUGAUUGUUCCCUUGAGCUUGCAAUACAACCCUUGAGCUGUCGUUCAUGCGAGCAUGAUGCACAUUUCUCCUCCCUGAGAAAUGAGCAAAGGGAGGAUAACGUAUAACUUAAGAUAGCUGCGUGGAAAUAGAAGGCAUGGCACAGUAACACCCGAUGGAAACGUGUCUUUUCGAGAGUGUUUGCAUGACUUGAGGCGCCAUGGUGAAGAACAACGUGAUGUCAUGUCAUAGCUUACCCACGUGGUGCAGCUGUGGUUGCUGCUAAUGAUUUUAAAGCUCCUUAUUUUGCAUUCUUUUUGUAAAUAUGUUCUUCUCCAGAUCCCAACCCCCACUGGCCAACAACUGCUAAUAAAUUGCAGUUGGACAAAAUACUGAUGGUGAAUUCGACUCCUUUUACUGACAAGUAAAUGUAAAUCCUAUACAGGCGAUAAAGUAUGGGGGUUGCGCUCUGAUAAGAGAAAUGUUUUACAGGUGUAUGAAGUUCACUGUUGUCACCAGUGCAACCAAUGCAGCGCCAGUUUGCUAUGCUAGUCGGACUUGAUUGAAAUCUUCUGCGAGAUACUUGAAUGCUUAACAUCUUUUACGCCAGAUACCCCUUUUGUGUCUGGCUUGGACAUUAUUUGCGUCAAAAUCAAGUGGUGAGCUGCCUGUUGGAGAACCUAGGGGUAAAAAUGCCUUUAGAACAUUAGUCGUUAAAAAUAAAGACGGACAGGAGAAAAUAACCCCAGAGUAUUGGCUUUGUAAAAUAGUACAACAAACAGUGUGCUGCUUGGGAAGAUAAGGAGAUAAUAUCCACAUAUCUCAUGGUCAAUUAUAUCAGGAGAGAUGAUUUCUUAGAGGUUAAUACUAUAUUAACCGAUAUUGCAUUUUUAAUGCUGAUAUCAGGCCAAUAAUUACCAGUAUCGAUAGUUAUCGGACAUCCCUAACAGAGACGCUUCACACACUAAAAUGAGGACAAGGUUUCAGUGGUGUCCAAUACGAAGCAGCAUGCUGUUUUCAAAUUAGGAUCUUUAUGUACUGUACUAUGCAACCGCAAACUGUGUGCAAUGCUUCAUGCCAUGGCCUCUCCGAGCAUCUCCUUUUCCACACAGCUUCAUCGGGACCGUCAAGGGAAUCUUGUGUUUAUUGUGGAUUUGUCUGUGGAAGGUGAAAAACCCCAGCGGCUAAUGCGGUAUUUGCAUGCAUAAUAUACCCUUCUUGUUUAUAAAGAGGAAUUAUAGAAGAACCAUGUGACUUUGGAGGUGGGCUGAGUUUAAGGCAAAGCUCCAAGUGACUGAAAAUAUUUCUUUUGCAAAAUAAAAAAAGCCGUUCUAA